AUGCCCAAGCGCAUCCGCCGGAAGCGCCCCGAGUCGUUGAGCUUUUGGGAUUUCCCGGCCUUGCUGCAGUUGUUAGACUCCCUGGACAUCAAGCGGAGCCACGGCCGCCCGUUGCUGCGGGCCUUGGCGGCCAAAGUCACCGAGCCCACGGCCGGAAGCGGAAGCGGAGCGUUGAGCUGGGAGGAGCUCGGUGUGACAGAGCAGCUGCUGUUCGAUUUGGGACUUCCGAGAAAGGCCUCCGAAGUGCUCACCAGGACGCGGCCCUUCAGCAACAAGUUGAGUACGGCCCUGACCUCUGCAGACCAAUCCACCUGUAAGAUGGUCAUCGAGCUUUGGGAUGGCCACAAGGUGGAAUCCGUGGUGAUGCGCCAUGAGGAUCGCACCACCAUUUGCGUCUCCUCGCAGGUGGGGUGCCAGAUGGGCUGUACGUUCUGCGCGACGGGUACCCUUCCAGUGGUUGGAGAUUUAGAUGCCGGGGAGAUCGUGGAGCAGCUGUUGAUGGCACAGCGCUUAGAAGCUCAGCAGGGCUUGGCCCCGGUGCGGAACGCGGUCUUCAUGGGCAUGGGAGAGCCAUUGAACAACUACGAUGCCGUGGUGAGCGCGGUGAAGACCAUGACGGAUCUCGGUCAGCUGGGCUCGUUGGCGUUGCCGCAAAGCCGUGUGACCAUCUCCACGGUGGGACACCUGGAGGGACCGGGGACGGGGGCGGUGGGAAUCGAUCUUGGGUUCCGUGUGAUGGGUUGA
Molecule: messenger RNA, 744 nt
Organism: Durusdinium trenchii
Lineage: Eukaryota; Dinophyceae; Suessiales; Symbiodiniaceae
Source: the annotation of a GenBank genome assembly